Zingiber officinale is the source of this 1707-nucleotide messenger RNA. RefSeq names its product transcription factor TGA4-like. Lineage: Eukaryota; Viridiplantae; Streptophyta; Magnoliopsida; Zingiberales; Zingiberaceae. Gene Ontology annotation, molecular function: sequence-specific DNA binding; DNA-binding transcription factor activity. Gene Ontology annotation, biological process: DNA-templated transcription; regulation of DNA-templated transcription. Bases 269 to 1438 code for a protein of 389 amino acids. The transcript is spliced from 10 exons. The record is from RefSeq and is a predicted model, not a curated record.
ACCCAAAAGGUUUAGUGGAUGGCACCUAGUAAAAGCAAUGUCCACCAUGAGCUUAUCUCUUCUUGGUACUCCAUUUAACACCUUCCUUCCUAACUUUGAGUGUUAGCCCUAACUACUCUUUCCAUGCUUGGAAUUCCUUGACAAAGAAAGAGAGUUCAUGUGUGUGUAAAAGAAAAGUAUGGAGCAUGGAGUUGAGAGAUGAUUGAAGCCUUAUCAGUAUUGUGACAAAGCCGUGAACCUUUGCAAGGAUCAACAACAAGAUAUAAUAAUGGAGUUUUACGUUGGGUGCUAUGAAAACAACAUGAACCAUAUAGAAACUUGUGUAAACAGUAGGAGUUCUAUAUCUCCAUUUCAAACCUCUAGUAGGAUGGGCAUGUAUGAAGAAAAUCACCACACUGGCAUGUGGGAGUACCCCUUCAAAGCUGAUAGUAGCCAAAAUACAUGUGCUUCAACAGUUUUGGAAGCAGAUAUGCGAAUUGACUGUUUGGUUGAUCUAGAAGAUAUUCCUAACAAAGCACUAGGAAAACCAAAGAAGUUUGAUCAGAAAGAAAACAAGCCUUCAGAUAAGAUAUUGAGACGACUUGCACAAAAUCGAGAGGCUGCUCGAAAAAGCCGACUGCGGAAAAAGGCAUAUGUUCAACAGCUAGAGUCAAGCCGUUUAAAACUCGCCCAACUAGAACAGGAGGUUGAUAAGGCCAGACACUUGGGUGUGUACACAUUAGGUGGGAAUUUGCAAGGGUCUACUCUUGGUGUGCCUGGAAGUGUCAAUAUAGAGAUUGCUGCUUUUGAAAUGGAAUACGGACACUGGGUCGAAGAACAAAAUCGACAAACAUGUGAACUGAGAGCUGCACUUCAAGCAAAUGUAUCUGAUUUAGAGCUUCACAUUCUUGUUGAGAGUGGAAUGAGACACUAUGACAAUCUUUUCAAAAUUAAAGCCAGUGCUGCUAAAUCUGACAUCUUCUAUCUUAUGUCUGGCAUGUGGAGAACGUCCACUGAAAGAUUUUUUCUUUGGAUUGGUGGAUUUAGGCCCUCAGAGCUUCUAAAGGCGCUCUACUCACAGCUGGAGCCUCUGUCAGAUCAACAAAUGAGCGCUGUCUGCAACCUGCAACAAUCUUCACAUCAAGCUGAAGAUGCAUUGUCUCAAGGAUUGGAAAAACUUCAGCAAACUCUUUCAGAAACUCUAAAAUGUGACCCCUUAGGCACAUCUUGUGUUUCUAGUUACAUGGGACAAAUGACAAAUGCCAUGAGAAAGCUGGAGGCUCUUGUAAGCUUUCUGAACCAGGCCGAUCUCCUCAGACAGCAGACUUUGCAGCAGAUGCACAUCAUCCUCACAACCCGUCAGGCGGCACGAGGUUUGCUUGCGUUGGGCGACUACUUCCAACGCCUUCGUGCCCUUAGUUCGUUAUGGGCUGCUCGACUGUGCAAACCAACUUCCUAAAAAAUCAGAUCAGGUUACCAUGGUGAUUUGUCAUUUAAAAAAUCUGCAACCAACCAACUAGGCAAAGGAAGGGACAUCAACAAAAUGGUUCCUAGCCUCCAUCAGGAUCAUUAUCAUAGAGAGCAUAUUCAGCAGAUAUUGCAACAAGUGCGCUAGUGUAGAUCGUCUAUGAAGAUAUAUCGCGGUGGUUCUGUAGCUUGUUUAUGAACAUGCCAUUUGUUAUUAGUGCAAAUCCUUUUUCGGUAUAAGGGCAGUAAGUUUGCCAUGAA